UGCAGUGCUGGGAGCGGAUGUAACCCUGAAGCCUGGCGCCUCCAUGACUCCUUUCAUGGCACAGCCCUUUCCCCAGCCCACUACUGGCCCCGCCCACCAGCCACCUGGGGAGCAGCACCUGCUGCCCCUCAGGGCCCCAUCAUUCCCUCCUGGACGCCCCCUGGUGCUGCCCAAUUUGCCCAGGACACCUCUGGUGGCAGGAGAUGCUGGUCAAGGCCCCGCUGGGCCUGGGGCUUUUAACAUCAUGGACCAGGUCAGGUCAGAAGGGGGACGACCACAGCCCUCCCAGACUCAGACCAUUGUCCUGACUCAGGCCCCCCUCAACGGGAGUGCUCCAGGUGCCAUCUGUGGGGGUGCUGUGUGUCCUGCACCCCUCUUCUUGGAAGCCUCUGCGGUGGAGACGAUUAUGCCCGCCUCGGCUUUUGGGGGCACCCAGGCCGGCGAUGGAGGCUGGUGUCCCAGCCUUCCUCCUCAAGCUCCACCAUCAGCUGCCCAGCUGGCCCCCAUCGUCCCCUCAGUGAAUGCUGGGGCUUCGAGGAAGGGUGGCCUGGCCACCUCCCAGACCAAGACCUCGCCGGAUGACUCCUGCAACCCCAACAGUGUGUACAAAAAUUUCCGACGUUGGCAGCGCUUCAAGGCCCUGGCCCGGAGGCACCUUCCCCAGAGUCCUGAUGCUGAAGCUCUGUCCUGCUUCCUCAUCCCGGUGCUCCGGUCCCUGUCCCGCCUGAGGCCCACCAUGACGCUGGAGGAGGGAAUGUGGCGGGCCAUGCAGGAAUGGCAGCGCAAGAGCAACUUUGACCGGAUGAUCUAUUAUGAGAUGGCAGAAAAGCCCCACAUGAAGUCUGCUGAGAAGCAGGCUGGCUGCGGGGCCCCUUGGAGAUUCGGUGGCUCCGCACCGCGCACUCCCAGGAAGGCCUUACCCAGUGCCCAGUACAUUCGAAGACACCAACAGCCCCAGGAGACAAAGUCCCCCAAUGAGAUCCCCCCGGAGGCCGUGAGAGAGUACAUGGACAUCAUGGACAAUCUGCUGGGACUGCCGCACUCAGCCACAGAGGCGCCCGGUGGAGGAUGGGAAGAUGAAGAAAAGGAGUGGCUGCAAGACAAGGAUCUCCUGAGCUACCUGGACCAGCUGUGCUCCCAGGAAGACUUUGUCACCCAGGUGGAGGCGGUCAUUCACCCCCAAUUCAUGGAACAAAUAAUUUCCCAAGAUGCACAGCAGGAUCCCUUGGCCCUAGCUGAGGAAUUGGAGCAGGAAGAGGGGCUCACUGCUGCCCAGCUGGUAGAGAAGCGACUCCUGGCCUCCAAGGAGGGGGGCGUGCAGGCACCCUCAAGUCACGGUGCUCCCCUGUUGAACUCAAGUUCUUCUGAGUCUGAGAUCGGCCAAGAUGCCCAGAGGCAUGACCGUGGCCCCCAGCUGGGGGUCAGUGACAAAGCCUGCCCACCAGAGACUGACUUCAAGGACCAGCAAAGGCGCGGCCCAGCAGACGCCCACCAGUCCAGGCCCCAGGCUUCUGAUAUCUCUGCGGGGCGUCAGGAGCACCCACCACUCUGGGCUCAGUGCCCCCCCUCUGCUCCCCAGGGCUACGGGCCUGCUUACUGUGCACUGGGCCCCAGGGAGGCCUGCAUCCCCAGAGAGGCCUCUCUUGUCAGAGAGACUCUUGAGCCAGACAGGUCCAGUGAGGAUGAGGAGGACCUCCCCAGCUUGGCCUUCCUCUUGGGCUCUCCUAAUAGCCUGUUGCCCUGUGGGCUCUCUCUGAGUCCUGUCCCUGCCUCAGGCCUUGCCUGCCCUGGAGGUCGGGGGCCCCGGGGAGCUGCCCAAUCCCAGUUUUUUCAAACACUAGGUCUCACCCGAGCUUCACCUGCAGCUUCCAAAUCUCGGAAGCGUGCUCUGGCGGGAGGCCCCGCCCAUGCUGAGAAGACCCCCUGCCCGGGGGCCAACCUGGGGAUCUGUGGGAUGCCAGCACUGGCUCUGGAGCUGGUUUGCACCUCACGGCCUCAAAAGAAAAAGUGUGACCUGGCUGUCACAGGGAAGAGUAAUAAGUGA
This is a messenger RNA of Myotis davidii, 2044 nucleotides long. Its product is annotated as NUT family member 2D. The record is from RefSeq and is a predicted model, not a curated record. Bases 44 to 2044 code for a protein of 666 amino acids. Lineage: Eukaryota; Metazoa; Chordata; Mammalia; Chiroptera; Vespertilionidae. The transcript has 6 exons.